AUGUUCUUUUUGUCUGAUUUUUGUGUUUCUUUUGUCUUUCAGACCACAUUAACAGAGGUGCAAUUUGGACCAAUGAAGUUAUUUAAAGACCCACUUCAGGUACUUUUAGUUUUUGCCAAAGAGGACGGUCAGAGUAAUGGCUUCUGCUGGGCGUGUGAGAAGGCCAACUACAGGUGCAGCAUGGCGCGGACACCUGAGUCGGCUCUUGAGUGCUUCUUGGAGAAGCAUCACGACCUGGUCAUCAUUGACCACAGACAUUCCAGACACUUUGAUGCUGAAGCACUAUGCCGGUCAAUUAGAGCGGUCAACUCUUCAGAAAACACUGUGAUAGUCGCCGUUGUGAAAAGGCCCGACAGAGAGGAAGCCUCUGUGAUGCCACUGAUCAAUGCCGGCUUUAAUAGGGUGCCCGCCGUCUUUGACCUGUGCCGCUCUGAUCCUCAGAGAUACGUGGAAAAUGCCAAUAUGAUGGCCUGCUACAAUGAGCUGCUACAGUUGGAGCACGGUGAGGUGCUGGCACAGUUCAAACUGAGGGCUGGCAAUGCCAUUUUCACAGCGCUGGAACAAAGCCAAGACGCCAUAGAGAUCACUUCUGAAGAUCAAGUUAUUCAGUAUGUGAAUCCUGCCUACGAGUCCAUUAUGGGCUACCAACAAGGCGAACUAAUAGGGAAGGAAAUAAUAGAAGUGCCUAAAAGUGAGAAGAAUAAGCCUGAUCUCCUUGAAACAAUAAACUCCUGCAUACGGAAAGGAAAGGAGUGGCAGGGGACUUAUUAUGCCAAAAAGAAGAAUGGAGACAGCAUUCAACAAAAUGUGAAGAUCACACCUGUAAUUGGACAGGGAGGGAAAAUCAGACACUAUGUGUCUAUCAACAGGCCUUUAAAUGAUAAUAAUAAGAGCGAUAGAUCCAGUGAACGUGUGCAGGCAGAGUCUCAGACAGACAUACAAUCCAGUAAGCACAAGGACCGAAGGAAAGGCUCUCUGGACGUCAGAUCAGCGUCUCGGGGGAGUGAUGGGAGCUCACAGAGAAGACACUCCUCAAUGGCCCGGAUACACUCCAUGACCAUAGAGGCCCCCAUCACCAAGGUGAUAAACAUCAUAAACGCAGCGCAGGAAAGCAGUCCCAUGCCCGUGGCGGAGGCGUUGGAUCGUGUGCUGGAGAUCCUGAGGACCACGGAGCUCUACUCUCCACAGCUGGGCACCAAGGACGAAGAUCCCCACACGAACGACCUGGUCGGGGGGCUGAUGACGGAUGGUUUGCGCAGAUUGUCAGGAAAUGAAUACAUCCUCGCCACAAAGCAGCCUCACCAUCUCCCCAGCCACUUGACAACCCCUCUGUCAUUAAAUGACAUCCCCCCUCGGAUUGCUCAGACCAUGGAGAAUGAGGACUGCUGGGACUUUGACGUCUUCAACUUGGAGGCUGCAACCAUGAAACGACCUUUGACCUACUUGGGCCUGAAGAUCUUCUCCCGCUUUGGGGUCUGUGAGUUCUUAAACUGCCCCGAAGCUACUCUGCGCUCAUGGUUGCAAGUGAUUGAAGCGAAUUACCACUCCAGUAACUCCUACCACAACUCCAGCCAUGCAGCUGAUGUCUUGCAUGCUACUGCAUAUUUUCUUUGCAAGGAGAGGGUCAAGCAAAGUUUGGAUCCCAUUGAUGAGGUGGCCGCGCUGAUUGCAGCUACUGUGCAUGAUGUGGACCACCCGGGCCGCACCAACAGCUUCCUCUGCAACGCGGGAAGCGAGCUGGCCAUCCUCUACAACGACACGGCCGUGCUAGAGAGUCACCACGCUGCACUGGCCUUCCAGAUCACCACAAGAGACGAUAAAAAUGAAUACCGGACGUUACGACAGGCCAUCAUAGAUAUGGUGCUCGCAACCGAGAUGACCAAACACUUUGAACACGUCAACAAAUUUGUGAACAGCAUCAACAAGCCACUGGCUGCUUUGGAGGAGAAUGGGGGCGUUUGGGAAUCCGUGAAAAGAUUUUUGACAUCCCCCGAAAACCCCUUUUUGGUCAAGCGGAUGUUGAUUAAAUGUGCGGGCAUCUCCAACCCGUGCAGGCCUCUGGAGCUCUGUAUAGAAUGGGCUGGGCGCAUCUCGGAGGAGUAUUUUGCACAGACGGACGAAGAAAAGAGACAAGGCCUGCCGGUGGUUAUGCCUGUGUUUGACAGAAACACGUGUAGCAUCCCAAAGUCCCAGAUUUCCUUCAUAGACUACUUCAUUACAGACAUGUUUGAUGCAUGGGACGCUUUUGCAGACCUCCCCAAUCUUAUGCAGCACUUGGACAACAACUUCAAGUACUGGAAAGGCCUGGAUGAGCGGAAGCUGCACAGCCUGCGGCCCCCUCCGGAGUAG
Messenger RNA from Menidia menidia (Atlantic silverside), 2349 nucleotides. The record is from the annotation of a GenBank genome assembly. Lineage: Eukaryota; Metazoa; Chordata; Actinopteri; Atheriniformes; Atherinopsidae.